AUGAAAGAUGAUGGUUUAAUUGUGGAAGGUCCAUUUUUGUUAGAUGCAGCUGGUAAGACAAGAACGUCGAUAUGGAAAAUUCCGUCACCCACUGAUCCAAAUGAACGAGGUAGAUUUGGAGAAAAUUUGAAAAAACAUGGUAUUACCUUGGCAACAUAUGAUCACCUUUAUCGACAACAUUCAAUACCAUCACAAAAUUCCUUAGCCAAAUUAGCUAUACAACAUUUUGAACAAUGUGGAUUAUUGAUUCCAGAGUAUCAUAAAUAUUCGACUGACUUGAAAGAUGUUAUUGCUAAACAUUUGAAAAAUGGUGAUAUUGUGCAAACGUUAGUUAAUGGUGCAGAUCGAUAUUCAAUAGAUCCUACAUCAAUCUAUUUUUAUGAUAAGCCAACAAUCACAAGUUUUUUUCCAUUUAUAAUUCAGACAGAUGAAAGUACAGCAUCAAAACAACCUACAUUCAAAACUUCGAAACCGAACACAUCGUCUAGCAUAUCAAUAAAACAAACAGCCACUACCAGCGCAUUAACGUCGACAUCAUUAAUGCCAUCGUCUGAUGGUAGUACAAAUGCAUUUAUGAGUAUGAUAAUGCAAAUGAUGACGUCAGAACACAUUGAAAUGUUCACAAAAAAUAUCCAGCAGACAAUAUCUGAUACAACAAAUUUACAAAUUGAUGACGGUUUCGAUAAUUCUGUUGACUCUACAUUAGGAAUUAUUGGAAUAAUGAAAAGUGUUCGAACUGGAACGGCUGAUGACUUAGAUGCAAAUGAAAGUCAUUCACAGUCGAAACAAGAUAAAACAUCGCAAAUUUUAGAAUGUGCUAGAAAGAUUUUGCAUCAAAAAUCUGUCUUAUUUGAUAAAACUGAUUUGAUACAUGUAUCUACACAUACAAAAUGGAGAGAUGAAGUUUUGGCAAUGCUUGUCAAAGAAGGAUUAAUUAAAACCGGUGAUUAUUUUGUUACACGUACGAUAUCUAAAAAGGAAGUGAAGGAAAAACGACAUGAAGGUUUUCUGAAAGCAUUUCCGGCUUUUGAUUCAGAUCAUGAUGCAUUGACUUUUGAACAAAAAUUAGCUAAAUCUAUAAGCAUUGUUUGCUCAAAAACAAUUGCUACUUCAAAAAUAACAUCCGAGACAGCUGAUUUAUUACAGAAUGAUCCAUUUUAUUUUCGAUAUGUACGAUUUGAUCGUGAUAAAUGGCAGUUCUUACCAAUUAUGCAAGUUGAAUAUUUACAAUUGACAACAUUUAAUACUGAUGAUUUUCAACGACAAUCAAGAAAAUUAACAAAACGAGUAGAAACGUCUGAUAGUGAAUGGGGCACGGAGAAACAAUUUGUUGCCGUACGUUCUUUAAGACGAUUAUCCACUGAAAGCCCAGCAAAAAAAACAAAAAAACGGUCUGAAUUAAAAGAACAUGUUCAAACUCUAUCUAAAUUAUACAACAAAUGGUUUACAUCUAAUUAUGAUAUUGAAAAAAUGAUUGUCGAUUAUCGUCAAACGUAUUCAACUGUCAACUGUGAUGUACAUUUAGUGAACUUGUUACCAUUCACAAAUAAUUGUGUCAAAUGUCAAAAACAAUUAAAAAUACAAAUGGAUAAGACAGUUAAAACAUUGAUCAAACAUGAUAAAGUUGAAAAAUGUACAAUAUCAUAUUGUUAUUGUGAGGAUUAUCGUAAGGUGAUUCGUAAUUCGAAAUUUGCACAUGUUUUGUUUUCCUUUAAAUGA
This is a messenger RNA of Didymodactylos carnosus, 1719 nucleotides long. The record is from the annotation of a GenBank genome assembly. NCBI's taxonomy places the organism in Eukaryota, Metazoa, Rotifera, Eurotatoria, Philodinida, Philodinidae.